AGGAUAAUACCACCGGUGAUUGCAUGCAAGUUGGCAAGGAAAGCAACUUCCCCUUUCUCUUCCGCUAUCCGUGCGAUCAAGACAAGUCUUCGCAGUUGGUCAAUCCGCUGGCCUUGCCAAGCCUCAUCUGGAGUAUGCAUCAGCAGUUCGAGCGCAGUGCCCAGCACGUGCAUUUGGCCUACAGCUCCUUCUGUGGUGCUCAUGGAGCCUUGUCCAGCUUGGCGUUUCAGCAGAUCUUCGCGGGCGAGAGCCGGCGCCGCAUAUCCAGGAAGGUCUCGGAAUGUCACUUCGCGCCAGUGAUCCGCUUUGGAACUUUCGUGGAGACGGGGAUCAUCUACGACAAGACCAGUGGGGAUUGGCCCAACUGGAACACCUUGUUGGCCGACAACCCAGUUCUUUGUCCUCCGGGCGAAGCACUGACAGGUUUCAAACUCGAGUCCGGCUCCAACAAGUACAUGUUCGAGUGCAGCCGCAUUGGAGGCUUGGGCAUCCAGUACGAAUACUUCAGUGCACAGGUGGAAGUCACGAAGUUUGACCACGUACGAAACAACUGGCUUGGAGCUGUCAGGAUGCUGAAGGUGGACUGCGGCGAGAAUGCCCUGCUGAGCGGCUUCCAUUUCGAGUUUUCGGAAGGAGGUCGGUGGGCCCGUUCCAAGUACACCUGUUCCAAAGCCGGUGGUGCCCCAGUGGUCAUGGAACCCAGCACCACCAUCGAGAGUCGGUUCCACAGUGCGGAAGGCAUCUUCUGCCCCAAGUUCCGCGACAUGACGACCGGACGAUACCGGUAUGAGAACACCGCGGCCAGUGGUGAGACCUUGACGUUCCAAGAGGAUGGGCGCUGGUGCAUCGGCAACUCCUGUUCCAAGAAGAUUGGCGGAGAGAAUCCGAUCGGUGCCAUCCUGGAGCAAUUCGAGGUGGCAAAUGUCACGGACUUCGACGGUGAAUUCGAAGCGAAAGGUGUGCCGGACAUGAGUGCCGGGUCGGGGGGUCUGGCGGCGCAAUUGAAGUUGCUGAAGCCGCCCAAGCGGCCAGCGCAGCCGCCCAAGCCCAAGCUCCAGGACUUCAAGGCGGAACAACCCAAGUACUCAGAGGAGUGCCUGGACUACGAAGACCUCUGGAAGAAGGUCAUCGAAACCACCAAGGGGGAGGAUGACGAGCCGGUGACGGAGGAAGCAAAGCUGGAACCCGAUGAAGGCACCGUGGAUGAGGAGCUUGUGGAUUAUCAUCCUUGUGCAGUGGCAGCCAGUGCGGGUGGCGUCUUCGGCAAGAUCGCCGGGCAGAGCGGCAAACUGGCGCCGGAGAACAUGCUCUACUCGGAUUGGAACGACUGCAUGCAAGGAGAUAUCAACCGCGACCUCUACGUCGCACAUUGGGACUUUGCAGGGGCGCUGCAUGGCAUUUUCACGGACUUGGUCGAGAAGAUCGCUGGAAUGGUCUGCAGUCUUCCACCAGACUUGGAGAUUGCACCUUUGGGAGCAGGUAUCCAGGUGCAGCCUGGAAAGCAUUGCGACAAGUUCAGCAUGUUGGCGACUUUCCUGGGCGAAUUCCCCUACGAUUUCAUGGAAGCGGCCAACUCCUACGCUGUGGAGAACGAGGGUUUCAUGGCCUGCAAUCCCUUCCAGGCUGGGCUUGGUGUGCGCGACGCGGUCAUCCGCGGCGAUCGCACCAUCAUCCGCAACCUGGAAAAGGCCACCAAGAUCUCCAACGACAACAUGAAGAAAAUGGUGGAGUGGUCCACCGAGGCCAACCGAGUGGAGACCGAAUAUCUGGAUAAGAAGAUCGACCACUCCUUGAAGGUGACCACGCUGCACCUGCAGACAAUCCUGGCUCACGUGGAGCCCAAGGAGCAGCUGCUCAGCGUGGCCAGCUCCACGGAAGCCAUGCUGCAGGAGAUGCAGGGCCUUGCGCAGGCGGCCUCCUUUGGCCCCCGGAAACGCCUGGCCGGCAGCGCCCUGAACCGCUUCUUAGACUCCGCCCAGCUGUUGGAGUCCACAGGCAACCUGACCAACAAGGCUCAACGCGCAGGUGAGUUCCAGGCGCAAGUGGUCUCCUUGUACCAGUCGCUCCAGAGCAGUGGCGAUGGUGUCAGCAAGGCAGAGGUAGUGGCAAAGCAAGUGGCGCGGGAGGUGGAGAAAUUGCAGCACGACCUGCACAAACAGCAGCAAGUGCUGGGUGUCUACCGACAUCAGAGCCACAAAGCCAAGGAGGACGCCAAGAGCUGGAAGAGUAGUGAGGCGGCAGUGACCCUGGACCAUCUCUGGUGGAAGAUCCGCAACAAGUUGGAUCAACACUUGGACGAAGCAGAGGAAGAAGUGGCGCGCUACCGGGUCACUUUCAAACAUCUGAAGGAGUAUGAGGGCUGUAAGACGGGCUUGAAGGAUUUGUUCGGCAGCUACGCCAAGAGCAUGAAGAGGAUGCGGAAGAACCAUCACAAACUGCACAGCCUCUGGCGUGAAACCUCCAACUUGCGCUUUGGCACCAGUGGAUCGUUGGGGAAGUGGAGGAACCAAAACGCUGCGAAGGCCGACGAAAAUUUCGUUGAUGUUUGGGGUUUUCACCUGUUUUUUUUUUUUUAA
This is a messenger RNA of Cladocopium goreaui, 2576 nucleotides long. The record is from the annotation of a GenBank genome assembly. Lineage: Eukaryota; Dinophyceae; Suessiales; Symbiodiniaceae.